Strongylus vulgaris is the source of this 375-nucleotide messenger RNA. NCBI's taxonomy places the organism in Eukaryota, Metazoa, Nematoda, Chromadorea, Rhabditida, Strongylidae. The record is from the annotation of a GenBank genome assembly.
GACCCUUCACUUACUUGGCAGCGCGGACAGUGGAAUCAGUGGCCAUCAGCACACGAUCCAUCUACUUCUGGGUUGGACAUGAGUGGAGUUCUGCAUGGUUGCCUUGGCUCUUCUCCCAGCGGAUGGAAUACCACCACACCUGGUACUUCAGGAGCUGUUGAGAAACCUUACAUGAAAAGAAACAGAAAAACUGAACAUCCUGUCUGGGAGUACUUCAAGCGAACUGCCGAUGGUAAUGCACAAUGCGGUAUCUGUACUGGAGUUGUAAAAAGUCCCUGUUCAUCCAAUUUCAUGCGACACCUGAUGCGACAUCAUUCUUCAGAAUAUAACGACGUCUACGUGAAAUGGGUACAGAAGCGUGGACCAAAUAAAUAG